This is a messenger RNA of Protopolystoma xenopodis, 252 nucleotides long. NCBI's taxonomy places the organism in Eukaryota, Metazoa, Platyhelminthes, Monogenea, Polystomatidea, Polystomatidae. The record is from the annotation of a GenBank genome assembly.
CGCCUUUUCAGAAAGUACGGUGACCUGUCAGGGGAACUGAUUUCUGUUGAGGUGGCCGUUAGCAAGCUCUGCACGGAAGCCGGUCACGAGAACGAAUUGCAGCUUGGACUGAGCCUUUCGGGCAGUCGAGAUCUGAACAAGAUGGCCGUUUAUGUCUGUGGCAUCCGGCCGGGGAGUCUAAUGGAUCAAGAUGGUUCAAUAUGCGUUGGAGACCAACUACUCGAGGUGAGAUGUUGGUAUCAUUUCUUAUGA